UAAUUUGCCACAGUUCUUGGGUGCGAAUGUUCAACGAUAUGUGGCAUAGUUGAGAAGCUGCCGCAAACAUAGCUAAUAAGUUCUGGAGGACGCUAAUAUACGGUAGUUAACAUCAACUUUACUCGGAAAUCGAAUGAGAUGGAAUGCGCUGUACGGUUGCUUCGUUGACCGCGUCCUGGAUGCCAAUAAAAAAUUGAAUGGCUCAUCUGCCGAGACAGUGAGCAACGCUGAAAUUGCCGCCAUCGCUGAAUUUUAGGAAGAACUACAUUGCUACUGAGUCACAGGAUCGUUUUGGUUUGGAUAUCCGACUAGAUUCGACAGUCCGCAGUGUUUUGGGGUUGUGGUCAUUUUAUAGUUGUAUUUCACAAUACCAAUUGGUGUAAAAUGGACUUGUCAAAAAUGCCUAAUGAGAAAAAAUUAUAUCUUUGCAAAUGGUAUUUUCGAGGAGGUUUUGCUAUGCUACCAUUCCUCUGGGCUGUAAAUGCAAUUUGGUUCGCAAAAGAAGCUUUCUCUGCACCGCACUAUGAUGAACAAAAACAAAUACGGAGGUAUGUGAUAUUCUCUGGUCUAGGAGCGGUGUUAUGGUUUGCAGGACUUUUGGCUUGGAUCAUUACUUUUCAAACACAGCGAGCUGCCUGGGGUGAAUUUGCAGAUAGCAUCAGCUAUAUUAUUCCCACUGGCAUACCAUAAGAAUGAAGAAGAAAAAUAGGCAAUCAAAUGCACUUGGUUGAUCAGACAAAUUUUUAUCAACGUGAUUUCGUAAAUGAUAUACCUCUGACAUUCUAGAGGUACACAUCUGAUAUUUGAAAAAAAAUCAAAUGUGCUUUGUGUUAAUAAUAAUUCUCUUUAUAUGAUCA
This is a messenger RNA of Athalia rosae (coleseed sawfly), 857 nucleotides long. RefSeq names its product gamma-secretase subunit pen-2 (gene pen-2). Gene Ontology annotation, cellular component: gamma-secretase complex. Bases 385 to 690 code for a protein of 101 amino acids. The record is from RefSeq and is a predicted model, not a curated record. Gene Ontology annotation, biological process: Notch receptor processing. Lineage: Eukaryota; Metazoa; Arthropoda; Insecta; Hymenoptera; Athaliidae. The transcript has 4 exons.